CAGUGGUGUCCAAUGACACGCUGAUCAGAGGGAAAUGCAAGUGCCGGUUCUCGGCUGCACUUUCCUCACGCUGUCAGAUUGUGAGGAAAGUACUGCCGAGAACCGGCAGUUGUCAGAGCGGGGAUCGGCACCGAUCAUCAGGGCACUGAUGAUCAGUGCCCUGAUGAUCGGUGCCCAGCAGUGCCACACACAACUGCCAGUUAUCAGCAGCACUUUCCUUACGCUGUAGCAGCGUGAGGAAAGUGCAGCCGAUAACUGGCAACUGUAUUUACUCCGUGAUCUGC
Molecule: messenger RNA, 284 nt
Organism: Staurois parvus
Lineage: Eukaryota; Metazoa; Chordata; Amphibia; Anura; Ranidae
Source: the annotation of a GenBank genome assembly